GUCAUCUACAGUCUACACUUAUUAUUGAAGCAUUGUUUUUUGUGAAUCUCUUCAAAGAUACAGAAAAUGGAUGAAUUUAAAAAAUCUGCAAAGAUUACCCACUCAUUAAAUGUACUCACAUCAUUCAAUGAAUUGAAACAAUCUGAAUGCAUUUGUAACUUCACGAUCAAAGUUGGUGACAAAUCUUUCAAAGUUCAUCGAGACCUGCUUGCCGCAGUAUCAAAGUACUUCAAAGGCAUGUUUUCAAGUAACAUGGUUGAGGCUCGGAAUGGUUUUGUCUUUAUGAAAGACAUCUGUGCUGAUGCUGUAGGGCAGUGUGUAGAUUUCAUGUAUACUGGUGAAGCAAAUCCUACUAUGGAAUCUGUUGAAAAUACUUUGUAUGCUUCUCAGUACAUGCAGCUUGAUGUAUUAUCAGGUAUAUGCUUCAAUUUCAUGGAAAACAAUCUGUCAGUGCAGCAUUGCCUGCUAGUGGUCAGAUUGGCAAAACUUCACGAUCGUACAGAGCUACAAACCAUUGCUGAGCGAUUUAUUGUGGAUAAUUUUGAGUCUCUAAUUUUGGGUGAACAUUUUCUACAUCUGAGCAAGGAAGAACUCAUAUUUUAUCUGCAAAAGUUGGAUAAAAGGCAUGAAGUAGUUUGGCAUGCUGUGAGAAGAUGGAUUUCAAACAAAGGUGAAAAUUUGGAUCAGAAUUAAUGGCGACAUUGCAUUUUGGAGAGUUUCCCUAUAAGUUUUUGCUCACUGAUUUGUUAAAUGAUUCUUUGGUAGAAAGUUCUUCAGAUGCAAAAAGUUUUGUCAUCCAAAAAUUACUUUCGAAUAUUGAUGGGUUGAAAGAGAAUUUGUCUCUCGACAAUUUAUUCAUUUUGAGGAAGAUUAAUCGGAUCGAAAACAACGUUUGCUCAGAGAAUGUCAGAAAAAUAAUGAAAGAAUUCAUGGCUCAGAAUUUUGAACAACUUGUACCGAUGGAUGAAUUUAUUAAGUUGGAAAAAGAUGAAAUUUUUUUCUUGUUCAAAUCUCGGGAAACGAAAUAUUCUUCAGAGAAAAUUAAAUGGGAAGCUGCACUAAAAUGGACCAAACAAAGUCGUCGUCAUCAGAAAGUUUUUCCAGACUUGUUUGAAUUGAUAAAACUUCAGGAUAUUUCUGAGGAUUUUAUUCGGCAAACAGUCAGAAAUGAACCUUUGGUUAAAGAGUCGCAUAAGUGUAAAGAUAUAUUGCUUGAUAUUCUCCAAGCCAAAGCUCAGGCUGGUAAACUUGUCCCACAUAUUGUGGCAUCAACAACGACUGGCAUAAAUGCUCCGAAUUUCCAAAUAAAUCAGUGGUCUAGUUUGCGGUCCGAUUAUGAUGUUGGCACGCCAACCCUUUUCUGGGUUUGGUGCCGCCUACCAACGAACCAACGCACCAGCGUUUAAACCUUUAAAAUCUGCAUUUAAGGAUUUCAGUUUUGGAUCUUCUGCUCCUGGAGUUUCGUUACCAUCAGGUGGGUUUUUUGGAAGCAUCCCGUUUGGGGCGGUUACAGCAACGAGUAAUUCUCAGCCAUUCGUAGGAUCUAAUUCGGCGUCAGUACAGUCGUCUCCAUUUAGACAAUCUUGUUCUACAGAAUCUACUGGACUGUUUGGCUCCAACCGCAAUCCUCCACCUCCGUUUCGGUCUCAACCGACGAACAACGCAAUUUCUGGAAUUCCAAAACCUUCGUUUGCUUUUGGUGCACCUUCAAAUAAUGAGCCUUCUCAACAAAAAAACCCAGCUUUUGGUGGAUUUCAAUUCGGAGGGAACAACGAACAGAACGCUGCACCUGCGCAACAGAGUGGCUUCAAUUUUUGUGAGAGCAGUGCGGCCCUGUGUUUGGAGGAACGCCUAAUAAACCUCCACCAGCUUUUAAUGCCACCCCGGCUGCCCCAGCAGCAGGAUUUCAGUUUGUCAACUCUUCAUCCAAUCAAAGCAAUGGCAUGUUACAGUUUGGAACCGGAUCUAACCAGUCGAAAUCAGAACAACUUGCUGAAAACAAAUCAGGAUUGUUUGGUUUUGGUGGAAAUAAUCCACCAAGCAAAAACACACAACAGCAACAAUCAACUGGAUUUACUUUUGGAGGUUCUGCAGCCACGUCUUGCAGUUUUUCUGAUUCUCAACCGGCUACAUCUCAGAACGCUUUCAUCGGAAGUACGCCAAACGCAAACCCAUUCAAUUCCGCAACUCCCUCUGCUACCUCGGGGCUUAGACGGGUCAGACAAGCCAGAAGAAGACUUAAAAAAUGUAAAUGAAAUCAUAACGGCAGUGAUAUCCAACCUUUUCGAAUCAGGUCAAGAAGUCAAAAUUAAACCAAUACUUGCUCCGAGCUUGACCAGAUCGCUUUCAACAAAAGUACGCCAAACGCAAAUCCAUUCAAUUCCGCACCUUCCCCUGUCACCCCGAGAAGUGGACGGGUCAGACAAGCCAGAAGAAGAUUUAAAAAAUAAAUGA
Messenger RNA from Styela clava, 2454 nucleotides. The record is from RefSeq and is a predicted model, not a curated record. NCBI's taxonomy places the organism in Eukaryota, Metazoa, Chordata, Ascidiacea, Stolidobranchia, Styelidae.